CAUAAUGGCACAAACAUAAACACAGGCGCACCCGUUUACAGACACAAAAAGGCACUCACGCACAUUUGACAGAUGUAGCCCUACCUCCAGCUGCUCAUCUGGGAGCAUCUCUGACUACUGGCCACUUAUUUCGUCGUUUGACUUGCAUUUUAGACUUUAACUCUUGCAGGACCAGUUGGAGAAAAACAGUCGGAGUUGUCCCCCGGAUCGUGGGAUGUGAGCUGUUGUUGUGUCUGUGGGUGACGGAGGGGGGACGGGGGGCGCUCUGCUCUGCUCUGCUCGGCUCGGCUCGGCUCUGCUCAGUGCAGGACGCAGGAGACAGUCGCUCUCCAAGGUGCUGAAAGUGGGAGCGCUCCCUCCUCAGUCUCGGCUAUACUGACGAUGAAUGCGACCUCUGCCGAGAACCCGCAAAUCAAACAAUGACUGGCUUCGACCCCGCUCGCUUUCAUUUUUCAUACUCUAACUUCUACCCUUCUGGAUUUGUAUUUUUCAUGCAGCCGCUGGAUGUACACACGCAUGCAACAAGACUGACUGCAGCUUUCUAACAUUCACCUGCGUCGUUGGGAAAUAUAGAAUUGACUCCGGAUUCUCAGGGAACGCUACAGAGGAUUUUUUUUUUCUGGCUGUUUUUCUCGGGCUCUGUCUCCGUACUGCAUGCUUCUGGACGUGAACUGUUUGUCUCAAAAAAAUAAAUAAAUAAAAAAGGUGAGUCCGACGAGGAUGAAUCAUGAAGCAGACCUACUUUUACGCGGAUAUCGUUUUCUUUCCACUGGAAAGGGGGAACCAUAUCUCCAAAAGGCUGGUGUUUAAUUGCUUUUAAAGCCAUCAUCACGACCGGGAGGGAGGAUUAUAGUGUCUCGUGGAGUCUGGUGAAUUUACCCUGUGGAUAAAGUGAAGUUUCCAAUAGGCUAGGCGACUAUCUUUAAUCUGCUCUAGCCAACCUAUCUGUCGGGCUCCCUGGCUUCACACUAAGUGGAUAUCAAGCUAUUUCAACGCGCCCAUUUCCUCAUGAUGCUGAUAAUGAAGCGCAGGACGGAUCCGGAGAGGAUACCGGGAGCCUAGGGAUGACAUCCACACAAUCUCGUUGAAUGUGGAUAUCGAUGCCGCGGCGAAGGAUGGGCCCUCUCCUGUCGGCCGCCUUCGCCCUCCUGCUGGCCCUGAGCUCCGUGUCUCCGGCCUCGGUGGGGAACCCCGAGGAUUACACCGCGGACGAGGCGGAGCGGACCGCCGGUGAAAACAUCGUCUUCGAUGACUACCGGGGGAAAGGAUGCGUGGACGACAGUGGCUUCGUCUACAAACUCGGGGAGCGGUUCUACCCGGGACACUCGAACUGUCCGUGCGUGUGCACGGAGGACGGGCCCGUGUGCGACCAGCCCGAGUGCCCCAAACUGCACCCUAAGUGCACCAAAGUGGAGCACAAUGGAUGCUGCCCCGAGUGCAAGGAGGUUAAAAACUUUUGCGAGUACCGGGGGAAAACAUACAAAAUACUGGAAGAAUUCAAGGGUUCCCCAUCAGAUGAGGAAGGGACCAGUCCGCCCAGCAUGGCUGCCGGCGUCCCUCUGGCCCCAGCGCAGCUGCAAUCAAGAACCAGGAGAUAUAGGCCGUCACCCUGUGAAUGGUGCCGCUGCGAACCAAAUAAUGAGGUGCACUGUGUGGUGUCCGACUGCGCCGUCCCAGAGUGUGUCAACCCUGUGUACGAGCCGGAGCAAUGCUGCCCCAUCUGUAAAAACGGUCCAAAUUGCUUUGCUGGAACAACGAUCAUCCCAGCCGGAAUUGAAGUAAAGGUGGACGACUGCACCAUCUGCCGCUGCCACAACGGAGACUGGUGGAAGCCAGCGCAGUGCUUGCGGCGGGAGUGCCUCAACGGCCAGACGUUGUCAUAGAGAGACUCCACUGGGGAUGGUGGAAAAGCUCAGGCAAGGCCCUGCCUACUGCACCAUUUUGUAUGAUUGACAGGGCAGGAGCACAAUUCCUAAGCAACCUGAGACAGCAUAGCAUCGACGAGAUGCUCUCACAAGCUUCACACAAACACAAAUUUAGCCACCGAGAAGAUGACGGAACUUGUCUCAAGGCUGUUUCCACCCUCCAGUUUUAAUCGUCCUAUAUAUUUUCAGAAGUUGACUUGCUUGACUCGCUGCUCUCUCACACAAAGUUUCUAAGCUCCUUGAACUCUUUCCUAACCAUUAGCAAUGUUGAAUUGCUCAUGUUGAUUUCUGUAUGUAUGCCAUCUGCUUGUUGUACUCGUCUGUCACAAUCACGCAGGUGUUGUAAUAUUCCAACAGCAGGAAAAACAAACCGUAAGCACACUUAACGGCACUUUUUCUUUCUGUCAUACGAGGAUUGAUGACGGUGAAAGCACUGCAGAGGUGUGCUCGAGUUUCACGACUUCACUCUAAGAGCUUGUUUACAAGAUGCACAUCACACAUAAAUGUUUGUGUCUUCAUAAGACUUUAAGACUUUUUAUCGCUAUGGCAGGAACUCACCUCUAACACUUAGAUGAUGCUACUGUCAAUUUUAUAAACUGCUAUAAAAUGCCAAAACGCUGAUUUUAUUGAUCAACACACCACGGCUGAGUCAUGUUUCUGUAUAGUAGCAGCACAGGCAGGGGAAGCUGGUGCUGUAGAGAGAGGAAAGGCAGGAACAGUGGCAGCAAGCAGCUAUGAGAGGGGUAGAUGUAAAAUUCUGCAACACUGCAUCAAAACAACAACUUUGGGCAGCCUCUUCCGGCUUAAUUGUCGUUAUUGUUUUCUCUCAGAGGUCCAUAUCCUCCGAAAUAUUCCCGCUAACUAACUGCUUGAACUUGUUAUCAAAGCAAUUAGUGAGCCAAGAGCAGCCUGCUUUAAUUUCCCUUAAUCAAGGAGUAUUCUGUGAUAAAUCAUCCAGCUGGGUGCUUGGCGCUGCCGCAGCCUGCAUACUGGGCACACGCCACAAGAACCAGCAGACAAAGGGAGGAAUUCUGCAUAUGUCUGAAUGCUUUUAAGCAGCAUUCACGUGCACAUUGUCCAUGUGAGCAUACACACGCACCCCAUUCAUCCACAAUCUCACAGCCUCAGGAUGCUGAUCGGCACCCAGUGAAGCACUUAAACCUUAAGGCUUGUUAAGAUACAAAGCUGUCACAUUAUCCCACUGUUAUAGAUUAUGUAAUAGAUUUUCAGCUCGUCCCCUCCCCGAUAUGUUAGAGCAGCUCUUCGGAUGUGGUGCGGCUGUAUAGUCAGGGCUAUAACAUAGAGACAGGCUAAUGUAUUGCCUUGAUAUUUUCCCAGAGCAGAGUGGUCCUCAAGUGGUCCAGUCUGAAAGAAAAAGCACCCAAACAGGGCCCAAAACACGAUAUUUUUGAGAUGAUAAAUACCAGUCAUUAAUUCAAAGGUGAAUUCCAGUAAGCUUGUGCCAUUCAUCACCGGAAUUUUUUCCAUUUCCAGAAAAUCCGUUCCUGUUAACCUUUUAGACCCUAUUCCUGGGUGGUGAUGGAUGGGCUGCUUAAUAGCAGCUCCCAGCACUCUGUAAUGAGACAGAAAUGAACAUAGGAUAAAGACCAAUGACUAAAGAGGUAUAUUACCGUAAAAGGCAUUAAAACUAAUUUUUGGAAGGAUCUCAUAGUGCGCAGUGUAUUCCAAAGCUGCAGCACAUGGUUGAUGGAGGAAUUACAGAACUGAAAGAGAGUGGGUGGGGUUCAAUCCUAGGUGCAACAAUGGAGCCGGGGUCAUUUUCAUCAUUAAGCUACAGUGAUUUAGUGUCUCUCAGUGUGAAAAGACAGUCCUCAUCUAUCUGGCUUGAGGUCCGCAGACUCAUAAAACAAAACUGACAUCUACGGUUUAUCAAUCACAGCCUCCGUGCUCCAGACAUUUUAGGAUUAAUAAAAGAGCUUCAUUCAUCUUAAUUACUUCAGAUGCCAAAUAAUUAUUCAGGCUGCACAUGUAUCCAAAAAUAUAUUGGAAUUACUUUACUGGGUAGCAAAGACUGAAGUGAGUGUGCCAGGGCUCAGAGGCAUUGCUGCCGCCACAGAUGCCUUAUUGCUACUGUUCCAGAUAAGAUCCACAAAGCAUGGCCUUUGGCUUCACACAGUAUGAACAGCCAAGUCUGCGUUAAGCGCUACUUUCUUUGCACUCCUCAGUGCAAUGGUUUAACAUUAUGGAUUACCCAGAACUAGUUAUUAUUUUAGCCUCUGACAUUCCUCUAAAAACUGGGGUGAAUUAGUGGUACAAAGGUAAGCAAGGACACACAGAGUUCAGUCACGGCUAAAAAUGCAGGAUUGAAUUCACACAUCUAGAAAUACACUGUUUUUUUUUUAUAGGAGUAAGAGGAGAAGCAGCAAAAAUGGCAGAGAGAGAAGUAUCAAGGCAAUUUGAUCCAAAUGACAAUGUGACAUUGCAACUCAUUUUCGUGUUUGGUUGUUCUGAUUCAGUUUCCUUCCACGCCUUCGAGGAGCACUGCAUUUGUUAUACUAAACUGGGGUGCCAUGGCUGUUCGUCUCCUUAAUUUGCAUGCUACAAGCUGCUGCUAAGAGUGAAGGUAGGAGUGCAGAGGGUGACAUAGAGUCAAACCAUCCAGACCAACCAGUUUUUUCUCUUGCCAGGUCAGGCAAAUGGGUCAGAAUUCUACUUACCCAAAGUCAAUUUAUAUUCGCCCUUAAACAAAUUGUUGUAUUUAUUAGCAGUUAUCAAAUAACAACAGAUUAAAAGUGCCAUGUUUAAUUUUUAUUUAAGGAAAUGAAUCAGAAUUUGAACUCCUUUGUCCAAGAUAACUGAAAUGUGUGAUUGUGCUUCAGCUCAUAAAACUUGUCUUUACUUGCCGCCAUUUUUCUUGUGAGUGCCCGAUUAAUAUGGGGUAUUUGCAACUUUCAACAGACAUGAGAAGGCUAGGAAAUGUGCUACUUAAUUCUUUUUUGUUUUUACAACGUGCCUGUUUGGGCAAGUGAGUUGCUAAUUUACUGGCCUAGUGUGGCAUUUUCCUCGUCCAGGGCAAUUCUUAGAGUUGUGAUCUAGGCUGCUGGUGGGAAGCAAAAAUAGACAUAAAAUUAAACAAGCAAAUUAUAUAUUCAAAGCAGCGAGUACAGUCAAAGAAAACUGGAGGAAUUGUUCUUCACCCCAGUAAGGGAGAUACAGGCAAACAGCCAGACUGUACUGGUGCACAUGUUGCUCUGCACUGUAAGUGGGUUGACUGCUUGGAAAUUACUUUUAUAUUUGUCAUUGACAACUAAACCGGAUGAAUUAGGCUCCACAUGGAUUAACAUAUAGUAGUUUCCUAUGUGUGUCGUUUGAAAGAAUGGGCUGUGUUUAAAAACACAAUUUAAAAAAAGGCAUUUCACAGAGAGCCUCCGCCUGGGUGAACCGGGGGGAAAUUACAUUUCUCUUUGCAAAUACGUGAAGCUGCACAGUUUCAAGGACAGGCCAGCAGCACAGUCUGUCUUUGUUCAUUUUCUGCCGAGAAACUUGAGUCUUUACGUCUGUCUGUAAAUGUCUUUUCAGAUUACCUCCAUCUGUCCUCCGAUCAUUCAGACCGCAGGCUUGUACAUGGGCAUUUUGUAAAGGUAUACCAUUCGCUCUUUCCAUGAGACACCGAUUUACUGUAGCUGGAAACUAUGGAAGAUCUUUUCUUUUUGUCACUUUUUUUUUUCAGCAACAAAACUGUUACAUAAAGUGUGCCUGAAAACCAACAGAGUACUAUCUGGAAUAUGAAGAGAGAAACACUGUUAUUAUACAAUCAAUUGUAUUAGUUUUUGGGGCACCAAGGGUCUGUUCAUGCGUGGCUCCAAAGUAGGAGGGUGUCAUUUCUAUAACAAAUUUGAAAUUUGUUUAAAAUUAAGAGCAUCUUUGAUUGUAUAUGAACACAUGCUCGCACAGGUUCACCCUACACUGUACAAGAGAUAAAAGGUCCACAUUUUUAAGAAUUAAACAGCCCUUGGUGUUCCCCAUGUUGUUCAUAUGUAAAUAUCUUCAAACGUAUAAUGUGUAUUCUGAAAUCUGAGGUGGAGUAAAACAAAACAAAAAAAAAAGACAUAAGAAAUGAGGAAAUGUGUAUUAUUCAUCCAGACAAAAACUAUUUUGUUAAAUAGACUUGAAAAGUGUUAUUCGGCAAAUGUGAGUGUGGAUUUCUUUUUCUAAUGUUCUUUCUUUCGGUACACUCAGAAUUACACUGAUGCUUGCGGACGU
Molecule: messenger RNA, 6149 nt
Organism: Epinephelus fuscoguttatus (brown-marbled grouper)
Lineage: Eukaryota; Metazoa; Chordata; Actinopteri; Perciformes; Serranidae
Gene: vwc2l
Product: von Willebrand factor C domain containing 2 like
Exons: 5
Coding region: 1089-1883 (264 amino acids)
Biological process (GO): negative regulation of BMP signaling pathway
Cellular component (GO): AMPA glutamate receptor complex
Molecular function (GO): protein binding
Source: RefSeq, a predicted model, not a curated record